GUCAAAACGACCUCACAUCUUUUUUUUUUGCAUAUCCUGUUUGACUGCUGUGACUCAGUGGAUGAUGGUGACGACUGUCGGUGAGGAACUAAACCGGAGCUGCGCUGAUGGUUUCACCGCUGCACGUAUUUUAAAGGAAACAAAGAAUACCUAAUGAUGGAUGGGUUUGGGGGCGACAUCCUGAGUGGCGGUCGAGCUCUUCUGGGCGAGGACAGCUCUGUGAUGGCUCGCAUGCAGAAAAAGUUCUGGAAAACCAAGCAGGUGCUGAUCAAAGCCACUGGCAAGAAGGAGGAUGAGUAUGUGGUGGCCUCGGAUGCUGACCUGGAUGCCAAACUAGAGUUCUUCCGCUCUGUUCAGUCCUCAUGCACAGAGCUGCUGAAAGUGAUUGGAAAAUACCAGCACAGGAUCACACUCUUGUCUCAGGAGGAGAACGAGCUUGGCUUGUUCCUACAUUUCCAAGCUGAACACGACCGCAACAAGGCUGGCAACAUGAUGGACGCCACCAGCAAAGCCCUCUGCUCCUCAGCCAAACAGAGGAUGGCGCUCUGUGCACCCCUGCACCGUUUGUACCAGGAAGUGGAGACUUUUAGAAGACGUGCCAUCGCGGACACACUGCUGACGGUCAGUCGCAUGGAGACGGCCCGCACAGAGUACAGGGGCGCUCUGCUCUGGAUGAAGGACAUUUCACAAGAGCUGGACCCAGACACAUACAAACAGCUGGAGAAGUUCCGCAAGGUCCAGGCCCAGGUCAGAGGCUCAAAGGGUCAGUUUGAGAAGCUGAAGAAUGACGUGUGUCAGAAGGUUGACAUGCUGGGAGCCAGUCGCUGCAACAUGCUGUCACACUCGCUCUGUACCUACCAGACCACUCUGUUACACUUCUGGGAGAGAACUGCCAACGCCAUGUCUGACAUCCACAAGUCCUUCCAAGGACACGUGCCAUAUCAGUUCACCACACUGAAGGAUCUGAGGGACCCUCUGGAGCAGAUCACAGAGCUUCAAAAAGGCAUGGAUGAACAGAAUAUUCCUCCACCAGACAAUCUGGUUUCCUUGGAUGACGAUCCCACCGUGGACUCUGAGAAGGACAGUAAAAUUAGUGACUUUGCUCGACCGAAAGCUUCAGCAGCAUACGCAGCUAUGGCUGAUCACAGUAGAGCAGCAGCAGCAGCAGCAGGUGGAGCUGGAGCUUCUAAUGCAGACCUCCUGCUCAUGUCCUGUGAGGAAGCACAGCCUCAGCCUCCGUGUCCCCUCCAGGCUGGAGACCAGUCACAGCUGUGGAGCCUGUCACUGCCUCGCUCUGCUGAGACGUCACUGAGACCAGAGGAGGAGGACGGUGAACUCGGGGACAUGUCUUUCCUCUCAGAUCUCUUGAGCCCAGGUCCAGCGUCGAGUGAUGAAUUUAGCAGAGAGUGGCAGGAAGCCUUUGGAAUGUUUGAGUCCCAAAAAGUAGAAGCAGGAGGACCAGCAGCAGCAUCAGCACGAGGAGGACACGAGGAGGAGCAGAAGCAGCAGGCAGCAUCAGCAGCACCAGCACGAGGAGGAGCAGGAGCAGCAGCAGCAUCAGCAGCACCAGCUCCAGCACCAGCACCAGCACCAGGAGGAGGAGUGGCAGCAGGAGCAGCAGGUCUUCGUGGCCUGGGUGGCUUCCUGCCGUCACAGUUGCUUGACCAAAGUCUGAGCGCCACAGGCUGGUCGACUCCGCCCAUGUUCAAAGCUCCGCCCCUGCAGCUCCCCGCUGACCACAACCCAUCAUCUCAGCCAACUCCGAGUUCAGCUGCUAACGCACCAGCAGGUGGCUCCAAAGACAUGUCUGCAUGGUUCAAUCUGUUCGCAGACCUGGAUCCUCUGUCUAACCCAGACGCUAUUGGACGGUCGGCAGAUGAGCUGCUCAACGCCUGAAGGUCGUCCGUGUGUGUUUGUGUCACACAUGAAUAUGUUAGCAAGCAGAUAUUUUAAAACACUAAAAGAAAAACACAGAUGGUUGUUAAAAACUGUAAAGUGAUCUUCAACACUGGACAACAAUGCUACUAUUAGUGCCGUCAUAAGAUCCUUGUGCGUUUGUGUGUGCACAGCAGAGUGGAUGUUGGGAUUGCGGGGGUUAAUUCAGGGUUAACUCAUGCUUUGCUUUUGUUGCCUUGUUUUUACAUUGAAAAACAAAUGUAAAACUUGAUUAACCACAAACAUUCUAUUUACUUCAACUUUGCCUUUUAAUUUAACUGGAGGAGUUAAACAGAUGAUUAAAAAAACAUGGCAGUUCUUUUUCCAAUAAACUGUACAAGCAAA
Cynoglossus semilaevis (tongue sole) is the source of this 2280-nucleotide messenger RNA. It is a transcript of the gene ical1, whose product is annotated as islet cell autoantigen 1-like. The record is from RefSeq and is a predicted model, not a curated record. Bases 154 to 1896 code for a protein of 580 amino acids. Lineage: Eukaryota; Metazoa; Chordata; Actinopteri; Pleuronectiformes; Cynoglossidae. Gene Ontology annotation, molecular function: protein domain specific binding. The transcript has 16 exons. Gene Ontology annotation, cellular component: Golgi apparatus. Gene Ontology annotation, biological process: regulation of transport.